Molecule: messenger RNA, 3230 nt
Organism: Vombatus ursinus (common wombat)
Lineage: Eukaryota; Metazoa; Chordata; Mammalia; Diprotodontia; Vombatidae
Gene: LRRC29
Product: leucine rich repeat containing 29
Exons: 7
Coding region: 1-2184 (727 amino acids)
Biological process (GO): SCF-dependent proteasomal ubiquitin-dependent protein catabolic process
Cellular component (GO): SCF ubiquitin ligase complex
Molecular function (GO): protein binding
Source: RefSeq, a predicted model, not a curated record
AUGGCCGAGUCGCUUCCCCAGGAGGUGAGAGUAGAGCUCACGUCCCUGGGCCUGAGGUCUCCCGGGAAACGUCCGGUCUGCCCCUUGGUUUUCAGAGUAACGAUCUGUCCUCAGCCGCCCCCACCCCCAAUCUACUCUCACUCCCUCUCCCUCCGAAAUGGCCCUCGUGGAAGGCAGCGUGGAGUGGUCUGGAAGCGGGAGGCCGGAGGACCAGGGUUCAAAUCCCACUCAGGGGUCCGUACCUUCCGCCUUUCCCCUCCCUCCUCGUCUGCCCCGUAUCCCCAGGUCUUUUCCCGCUUAGAAUCCAGGUCCCGAAGAACUCCUCCUGGGGGGGGGGCACAGGAGCCGAAGUUCCCCCAGAACCCACGGCCACUCGAGUCGAUUAAACUGGUGUUUCUAGAGCUUUUAUGUCUCUUCCCCCAGACAGAUGUUCGGUAUAUCAUCCCUGUGGCAUCUGCUUCCCUCACCUCGAUCAAGAGUCUGAGCCGCAGGCAAGUAUCUUGUAUUAGCCUUACCAACAUGGACAGUUCCUCGGAUACCAGUAAUGUGCUCCAGUCAAUCUCCUACUUCCUAGGCCCGCACCUGCACAGUCUGUCCCUGCGUGGGGGCACCCUGACAGAAGCUUCUUUUGUAGCGCUCAUCACAAGCUGCUCUGGGCUCCAGGUCUUGGACCUCAGUGGCUGCAACAGCCUUUUCAUGUCAGGGAUGCUCCUGGACCAGCCAGAAACAGUACAGCAGGUGCGGGAGGCCCUGGCGAACCUCCGGGAGCUCAACCUGGCUAACCUGCACUAUUUGGCAGACGCCAGCUUCAACCGCCUGAGCAGCUGUGCCCCCAAACUGGAGCACCUCUCCCUGGCCCACUGCCACAUCACCUUUGACCCCCACCACAAUCUGUUUGCUCAGCAAGCCUCUUCUGCCAUCCUUUCCUUCCGCAACAUACUCUGCUUCCUGAAGGAGCGAGCCAGUCGUCUUGUGGCCCUGGACCUGAGUGGCACAAACCUGCCUUCCACAGCUCUUCAGGCCCUGGGACAGGUGGUGGGACUCCAUCUGCAGGAGCUGACCUUGCGGGGCUGCCGGGACAUCUCCACUGAGGCUGUGGCAGCCCUGUGCCAUCAGCAGCAAGGCCUAACCAGCCUGGACCUGAGUGGCUGCUCAGAGCUAGUGGAUGGGGCACUUCUGGCUGUGUCCCGGGGCCUGCGGGGCCUGCGGCAUCUGCGGAUGGAGAAGCUGCAACGGCUGACGGAUGCUGGCUUCGCAGCCCUGCACGGGCUUCGGGAGCUGAGAAGCCUAGACGUGGCCGAGUGCUGCCUUGUGAGUGGGAGGGAGCUGGCCAAGGUGCUGGAGUUCCCCAAGGGCCCCCCACCCCACCUCACAUCUCUCAGGCUAGCCUACUGCUCCUUGCUGAAGGACAAGUCAGUGAUCUCCCUGGCCCAGGGGCUUGGCUCCAGCCUGAAGGUGCUAGACCUGUCAUCCUGCAUGUCCCUCACCAACAGCAGCCUGCUGGCCAUCUCUGCCAGUCUGCCCCAGCUCACUGUCCUACGUCUGGCUUGGUGUAAGGAAAUCACUGACUCGGGGCUCCUGGGGCUGGUGGAUCCAGGUGAGAAGAAGGACAAGGGUCCGAAGUUAAGCAGGAACUUUGGAGACAUGGGCUUCUUCCUCCCACAGCUGCCUCCAGAGCCCUUGGCCCCCUCCCAAGAGACUCCCAAGCAGCUCGCCCCCUCACUGCUCAUGCUGAGGGCCUUGCAGGAGCUCGACCUCACUGCCUGCAGCAAGCUGACAGACACCAGCCUGACCCAGGUCCUGAAGUUUCCCUGUCUGAAGCGGCUAUCCCUGAGCCUGCUCCUGGAGCUCACAGACACAGGGCUGGUAGCCGUGGCCAGGGGAUGUCCCAGCUUGGAGCACCUCGCCCUGAGUCACUGCAGCCGCCUGAGCGACAGGGGCUGGGACCAGGCCGUCAACUUCUGGAAGAGGCUCCAGCACCUAAACCUCUCCAGCUGUAACCAGCUCACGGAGCAGACACUGGUCAGCAUCAGAAAGGCGUGCCGGCAGCUGACGGUGCUGGACGUGUCCAUGUGCCAGGGCAUCAGCGUGGCUGCUGUGAGGCACUUCCAAGCCCAGCUGCCCCACGUGACCUGCGUCCAGUCCCGCUUUGUUGGGGGGGCUGACCUAGCCAUGAGCCUCUGAAUAAAGGUCAGUCACUGAACCCCAAUCCUUAGCCCACCCACCACUUCACUGUCCCCUGUAACCUUGGCAAGCUGCUGUCCAGUGCCCUGAGCUUGGGUGCCUCGCCAUUCCCACCGUCUUUCCUGGAGCCAGAGAAGGGUCAACGCUGCUCACCUCCCCUCCUCGGUCAAAGACUCCUUUGCCAGGAUUGGGGGCACAGGGGAACUGCUUCCUUGGCAUCGCUUCAUCUGUUGCACGGCCUCUGUUGGAGUCUAAGUGGGGGAGCACCGUGUUCCUCCCUUGCCCUUCCCACCCUGGCUCGGUGCUCCCGGCCUCCAAGGGAGCCUCCAGCUCAGCUCAAACAGCAGAACCCCAACACGGCCUAGUGCUGCUCAGGUUCUCCCAGCCCCUUUCCUAGAGGCCAGGCCUGAUAUCACAGGCAAGGUUAGGCUGAAUCCUAGGGACUGGAACAGCAUAGUAUCUGGGCCUUGGGCUUCUGCUCAUCACUUCUGACAUCUCAAUCCCUGGCCUUCGUUUACAAAUGAGUCUUUGUUUCUGGUGUGGGGGAUCUGGGCUUCUCCCCCAGCUCCUUAGUGCUGUGACCCACCCAAUACUGAAUUCUUUGCUGGAUCUGCAAAAAUUAAAAAUCUCUGAUCUCAUCUCUAUGUCGUGGGUUCUCAGGUCGAGGGACCCUAGGACUCUGAACUGGGAGGAGCCUCAGACAUCCUCCAUUUGCCUCCUUUCAUUCAAAAGAUGAGGAAAGCAAGAGGAAAGUGAUUUGCCUGAGACCUAAGUGAGUGUUGCCCCCUUGGAAAGCUUGUCAUGAGUUCCAGUUCUGCUGCUAUGGAACUGUCUGGAAACCUUCUGGAAAGGGUCUUCAGAACCAAGAACAGCCCCACGAGACCAGCUUUGUAUCUCUAGCUGGCCCACACUUGAACCCCAAAAUGAUCACAGGAUCCACAGCCAGAAGGAACUGUAGUGACCAGCUAGAAAGUAAAGCCCUGAGUGAGAAUAGCUCAGCCCACAAUCACCCAGGAGCACAGCUGGGAUUUCAAACCCAGGCCGUC